Bubalus bubalis (water buffalo) is the source of this 2556-nucleotide messenger RNA. It is a transcript of the gene NSL1, whose product is annotated as NSL1 component of MIS12 kinetochore complex. NCBI's taxonomy places the organism in Eukaryota, Metazoa, Chordata, Mammalia, Artiodactyla, Bovidae. The record is from RefSeq and is a predicted model, not a curated record. Gene Ontology annotation, biological process: mitotic sister chromatid segregation. The coding region runs from base 56 to 661 and encodes 201 amino acids. Gene Ontology annotation, cellular component: MIS12/MIND type complex; kinetochore. The transcript is spliced from 6 exons.
CGGGAAACCCGCCCUUCCGCCCUCAGAAUUCCCGCCCCGAGUUCAAGUUGGAAGAAUGGAGCGGGCCCUCGGGUCGGUACCUCGCUCCCCUUCGGGGGACGUGGGGAGAGUGGCCGGGACGGAAGACAGGGCCUCGGUCCCUGCCACCUACCGAAAAGACUUCCGUGUGCGCUGCACCUCGAAGCGGGCCGUGACGGAAAUGCUAGAACUGUGCAGCAGCUUCGUGCAAAAACUCGGGGACGCGCUGCCUGAAGAGAUUCGGGAGCCCGCGCUGCGAGAUGCGCAGUGGACUUUCGAAUCGGCUGUGCAAGAGAACGUCAGCAUUAAUGGGCAGGCAUGGCAGGAAGCUUCAGACGAUUGCUUUAUGGAUUCUGAUAUCAAAGUCCUUGAAGACCAGUUUGAUGAAAUCAUAGUUGAUUUAGCCACAAAACGUAAGCAGUAUCCCAGAAAGAUCCUUGAAUAUGUCAUCAAAAUCAUAAAGGCACAACAAGAGAUUCUGAAGCAGUACCACCCUGUUGUACAUCUGUUGGACCUAAAAUAUGACCCUGAUCCAGCCCCUCGGUUGGAAAACUUGAGAUGCAGAGGAGGAGCAGUAGCUAAGGAGAUCAGUGAAGCCAUGAAGGUACCUACUGUGUGCCAGUGUUAUACCUGGCUUCUUUAAAGGUUGGGCUUCCCUGGUGACCCAAAUGAUAAAGAAUCUGCCUGCAACGCAGGAGACCUGGGUUCCAUCCCUGCAUCGGGAAGAUCCCCUGGAGAAGGGAAUGGCUAGCCACUGCAGUAUUUUUGCUUGGAGAAUUCCAUGGAUGGAGGAGCCUGGCAGGCUAUAGUCCAUGGGGCUGCAAAGAGUUGGACACGACUGAACGAUUAACACUUUAACUUAACUUUCUUUAAAGGUUGGUUAUAUUUUUUGAGUUCUGAGAGUUAGAAAUCCAUCAAACAAUUUUGGAUAAUAACACUAACAUUUAGUCAGCAUUUAUGAAUUAGGCCCCGUCUAACUGUUUUACUUAUAUUGUAUUACCUCAUUUAAUCCUUACUCUAUCCCUCUGAGAGAAGUACUGCUACUUCCUUGUUUUACGGAUAAGGAAACUAGAGGGGCUAAGUAGAUUGCCCAAACAGAUAAUUGUGCCAGGAUUUAAACCCUGGAUGUUUAGCUCCAGAACAUGUACUCUUAACCACUGUAUUAUACUGUAUUGAUGCAAAUAAUCAGUAAAUAAUAUAUAAUAGGAAUAGCAGAAGAGGUUUAUUAGAGUCAAACCAAGGGCUAUAGCCCAGGAAAGAGCUUCUCAGUAGCUUUGAUGGGACUGCUCCAAAGUGGUAGGGGAGGAGCCAGUCUAUAUGAAUUUUUUGGCUGGGGAAAAAAAUGUUGUCAAGAUUGCGACUUGGUAAAAGAUUACUGCUAAGCGCGAAGAACAGAUGUCUCAAGUUAAUGAUUUUAGUGUUUUUUUCUGUGUAUGGGAAGGUGCAAGAAUCUGGGGUCAUUGAAAUAUGUCCUUAAAUGUGCAUCUUAACUAUCUGGGAGCCUGUGUAUCCAAUCACAGAAUGCUUCAUCUUGGCUUUCCCUUCCUGAGUUCCCCUCGGGGCUCGCUGUCUUGGGUGACUGCAGUGGGUCGUGCCUUCGCCCUUUGUGUAACUGGGUGAUGAGCACAUUCUUUUCUUUCAUGGUGAAAGCAGAGGUACGGGUAUGCUUGACAGGCCGUAAGACAGGCUGUUUGAGUUAGCACACGGUUCAAACUAGAUCAUGUAUAAACCAGAGUGACUUCCCCACACCUCAGUAUGUGAAAGUUUCUUCCAUCAACUGCAUAUCCAACUUGGAGUUUUAAUAUUAUAAUAAUAAAAUUGUCUAUGUUCUUGACAUGUAUUCUGCCCAAACAAAAACAUUUGGAUUUCUAGUACAUGAAAAUUAUUUUUAAACUCCUUCAGGAUCUCCUCUGUUUUGAUUACUUUCUGUAACCUUCUUUUGUGAUGUGUUUUGAUCCCAUGAUUUUCUGGUACUCACACUUCUCUCACAGCAUGCUCUUAAUCAGACGUUGGCGAACUGUGGCGGGCCAGGCUAAAACCCAGCCUGCCACCUGUUUUUGUAAAUAAAAUUGUUUUGGAACGGAGCCAUGUACUUUCAUCUACUUAUUGUCUAUGGCCUCUUUGGGGCUUCCCAGGUGGCACGGUGGUAAAGAAUCUGCUUGCCAAUGCAGGAGACACGGGUUCAAUCCCUGGUUUUGGAAGAUCCCUAGAGUAGGAAAUGGCAACUCAUUCCAGUAUUUUUGGCUGGAAAAUUCCAUGGACAGAGGAACCUGGUGGGCUUCAGUCCAAGGGGUCGCAAAGAGUGGGAUGUGACUGAGCAUGUAUGCCUGCAUGGCCUCUUAACACUAGAACAGGAGAGUUGAAUAAUUGUGACAAAUGUAAAGACCCUCACAGCCUAAAAUGUUUAUUCUAUGGGCCUUUAUAGGAAAAAUGCGCUGAUCCAUCCUCUAAGAUUUCUAAAAUUGCACUAUCCUAAAAUACAGAAUUACAGACAUUAGAUUUUUUAACUCUGAAAUUCUGUUACCUCCUCUGUGGGUA